UCCUCCAUGGCGUAGCGUAUUUUAUACAUAGUCGUUAUCUCUAACAGGAUUAUUGCAGAAAGAGGCACGGCUUCUGACGUAUCCUAGGAGCAGAUAUGUUUGGAUAUAUAUCAUAUGAAACACACGAAGUGGUUAAGAUAUGAUGAUUUAAAAUGUUGCACGUCAGACAGUAAUAGGCUACAAAAUUGUUUUGGAUGGGAAGAUCUCUGUGAUUCAUACCACAGGACACACACAGCUUUGGACAGUGGAUAGUGUUCAUGUGCAGAAACAUGGGUGUGAGAGGCUUACAGCACUUCAUGGAGAGUUGUUAUCCAGAGACCUGCAUUCGUGUCAACUUGAGAGAGAUGGCCAGGAAUCAUGUCAAAGUCCAUAACUGUAACACUGCAACAGUGGUUGUAGAUGGGAUGGCUUGUCUGAGGUAUUGGUAUAGCUGUCAGGCCUGGGUACAUGGAGGCCAGUGGCAAGAGUACAUGCACUUCUUAAGGGAAUUUGUGGAUGCAUUCAGUGCUGUGGCUAUCCGAUUAGUAUUUUUCUUUGACGGCACGGUAGAGGAAGAUAAACGUGCAGAAUGGGUGAAAAGGCGACUGAGGGUCAAUCAGGAUAUAGUGAGAGUGUUUAACUUCAUAAAAAGCUAUGGCAAACAACCAGAGAGAGAUAUGUUCCUGAUUCCCUCAGGACUUGCUACUUUCUCCCGUUUUGCCCUGAAGUCACUGGGACAGGAAACCUGGUGCUCUGUUCGGGAAGGUGACUAUGAAAUUGCUGACUAUGCCCGGCGUCACAGCUGUAUGGGAAUUCUUGGACAAGACUCAGACUUUGUUAUAUAUGACACUGUUCCAUACCUGUCAAUCAAUAAACUGAGAUUAGACAAUAUGACAACAGUAUUGUUCUCCAGAGAGAAGCUUUGCCAUAUUCUACAGCUUUAUAAAGGUGACCUGCCGCUCUUGGCAUGUCUGUUGGGAAAUGACGUUGUCUCAGAGCAACGGAUGCAGCGACUCCGCAAUACUAUGUUAACUUCCUACAGGAGAAAAUGCCAGCAAUCCCAAGGAGACAAGGUCCUUGCUGUGGCAGAUUUUGUCAGCAGUAAUCGACCUCCUGGAGAGGGUUUGCAGGGCAUUUCUUCGCUGCCAUUGUCCAUUGCUGAUAGAGAAGUCUUGGAAGGAGGAAUACGGUCAUAUCUCCUUCCGGGGCAAUCGUCCUCAUGGGUGAAUGGCAUUGCGUCGUCCUUUAACUCUGUACGUGCAGUGGAAAAAUGCACAGACGUUGAUAUACUGCAGGCAGCCAGAGAGAAGCAUAUACGGGCUGAGUGUUUUAUGACAUACAAUAUUCUACAUGAUGGAGUGGUUGAGUGCAGUAAUACACUUGAAGAUAUACAUGAAGAUGAAGUACCACCGCAGGCAGUUCUGUUUCAACCAGUCAGAGAGCAUGUCUACAGCUUGCUGUUGCAAGCACGGCCAGGCUGCUCUCUGCCGUUUCCAUCAGUGAAAGAAUGGUUUGUCACACCAGGGGACCCCCUUAAGGAACCCAAAAUUGUGACUCCAAAUCCCAUCAGUCAUCCAGAUGGGGCUCCAGACUUAAGGACUCUGUGGUUUGGGAAGGGCACUGAAGUGCUAAGAAUGCGUGUGUCCACAUUCAUGGCUGUCUUUGACCUACAGGAUCAUGCAGAAAAGCUUGAACAUCUGGACGGCCCCAUGGUUGCUGUGUUUUGCCUUGUUGCGUACAUUGCAACUCACACAAAACACCUUUCCUUGGAAGAUCUAGAUGCAUAUCUCAGCCAAGCUGUCUGCAUCAGAUUCAAGCCAUACCCAGAGCUGCUUCACACCUCAGUCCCAGUAGUGGACCCCAGGGCCGUCCAGCUUGGCUCUCUUUUUGUUCGAGGGCUUACCUACCUCAUUGCAGCCAACAGUGCCUGUGGCCUCCCUUUUAACAUGGAUGACCUGAUGCCUUGGAAAACCUUUGAUGGUUUGCUUUUCCACUCCAAGUACCUCCAGGCACACUCUGCCUGUACCACCGAGGAACUCCUCGAAGGCAACCCCUCCUGCUCUCAACUCUUCCUCUCCCUCAGAGAGCAGGUCCUGGGAGUCUGCAGGAGGUGUGGCGUCACCAUUCAGAGUCUCCCGCGGAGAGCACAUAUCGAGAGGCCCUCAAAUUUUGGUGAAUCCUGCAGGGAGAGAGGACCCCAAACUUACCAAGCCCGAGGGUCUAGGACUUCUCCACAUAGCAACAGACAGCAACAAAGAGGCCCUGACCACAGACCAAAAUCAAGACAUCCAAACAGAAGGAGAUAUCAUCAGACACCUCAUUGAAAAGUUAAGCAGAGGACUUGAGAGGAGAAGGAACUUUAAGGAAAAAACCCUAAGCUUUAUUUAAUGCAUGAGACUGCUGUAUGUCUGUCAAAAAAAGAGCGUAAUUUUGUUGUCAGCAGCACACUCCAACUUCAUCUCCAGAGAAGGAGAAAGCCCCUAACAUCAGGGCAUAGAAGCUGAGAGCAUUUGUGCUAAAACAGACUGGAAAGUCACAUUCUGGAAUAUGUUACGGCAAUCUGGAACCUACUGUCUCAAGACCUAUUAUCGCAGACACACCCUCUUUUUUAUUGUAU
Messenger RNA from Chanos chanos (milkfish), 2596 nucleotides. RefSeq names its product family with sequence similarity 120 member B (gene fam120b). The coding region runs from base 258 to 2303 and encodes 681 amino acids. The transcript has 9 exons. The record is from RefSeq and is a predicted model, not a curated record. Lineage: Eukaryota; Metazoa; Chordata; Actinopteri; Gonorynchiformes; Chanidae. Gene Ontology annotation, cellular component: nucleus.